Molecule: messenger RNA, 6697 nt
Organism: Penaeus indicus
Lineage: Eukaryota; Metazoa; Arthropoda; Malacostraca; Decapoda; Penaeidae
Product: diacylglycerol lipase-beta-like
Exons: 16
Coding region: 145-2220 (691 amino acids)
Biological process (GO): arachidonate metabolic process; neurogenesis; diacylglycerol catabolic process
Cellular component (GO): cytoplasm; plasma membrane
Molecular function (GO): triacylglycerol lipase activity
Source: RefSeq, a predicted model, not a curated record
UCAUGACUCGAGGAGAGAGAAGAGCGCGCUCCUCUUGAGGCUGUACGAAGGAGUGGGCUGGAAAUGUAAAUAAUCUUGUUUUACCUAUUUAUCUCUCUCAGGACGCGGAAUUACUGCUGUAGAUGCAUUAAAAGGUGAAGAACAAUGCCUGCGCUUGAGGUUUUCAAUCGGCGUUGGCGGAUCGGCAGUGAUGACUUGGUGAUCCCGGGAAUCAUUGAGGUGUUGGUGCGAGCUGGAUGGCUGGGCUUAGUGAUCACCCUGUUUGUCCACCAUGAGGCAGACACAACCCGCUGCGAACAGGGCAAGUAUCUCCUGCGAAUCUUCCUCGUAGGGAGCAUGGUGAUCCUUGGGGCUACACUCAUCACCACUAUUGCCCUCGUAUACCACAGCAGUCGGGGGACCAUCAUGGAUGUAGGCCCGAGGAGACAUGUCCCAAAUCUGCUGAUCACAAGGGUCAUUCUGGGUAUCCCUGAAGUUGCCUGGAAUGGUAUGGGCAGCAUGUGGAUUAUCCUGGGGCAGGUCAUGUGUCAUGAUGCCCUGUCUAUUCUCAUGAAAGCUCUGGUCAUCUAUACGUGGGUAGCCAUCGGCGUGAUUGUGAUUGGGGUGUGGCUGCUGUUCGACCCCAUGAUGCGACCGAACAGGCAAGGGCCUAAUGAGGGUAGCUACCUUGUUGAAGGCGGUGCUUUAGGAACUCACUACAUCCAGUUGUGGGAGAAACGCUGUCGAUUCCUGUGUUGCUUGACAUCUAGGGAUGAGAAUAGCUCAGAAGCCUUCAAGAAUGUUGCAGAUGUAUUUGCCUCACUGUUUGAGGAGAGUGACCUUGUGGCCUCAGAUGUGGCUGCAGCCCUGGUGCUCCUGCGUCUCAAGAGGAAGCAAGAGGAACGCCAAGAGGAAGCCAUUAGGAAAAAUAACCUUCACCUGCCUCUAAGUCGCUCCUCCACAGCAAGCAUUGGUGCCCUGCAGAGUGAAGGUGCAUUACCCCACCAGCAAUCCCCUCGGCCGGAAUGGAUGAAAGUGGGCAGUGCUUACCACUUCAUGAAGUUUGCCUUGGCUUCCUAUGGCUGGCCAUGGUUUGUGUAUGACCGUUUCUGUCAGGCUUGUUGUUCCCUCUGGAAGCAUCUACACUGCUGUGCAAACUGCAGGGCAGGCCCAUCCCUUGAUGCAAAAGACAACUGUUGCCUAUGUAAUACAGCUGCACUGAAAGCUAUAACAGGGCUGGAUCAAGAAAGCAUUUCAUACAUCACAUUCCAUAAUAAGAUUUAUGAAGUUCCAUUUUUCGUUGCCAUUGACGAUGAAACAGAGCAUGUUGUGGUGGCCAUCAGGGGGACAUUGUCUCUUCAGGAUGCUAUUACAGACCUAACGUGCCAGUGUACAGAAGUGGAGGGUGCGGGGCUUCCGGAGGGUUGCCUGGCUCACAAGGGAAUGGUUCAUGCAGCCAAGUUUGUUCAACGCAAACUAGAGGAGACAAGGGCACUGAGGGAAGGCUUGGCAUCACGUCCUGGGUAUGGGGUUGUCAUCACAGGCCAUAGCUUGGGUGCUGGCACAGCAGUAGUCUUGGCAGCUCUUAUGCGACCACAGUUUCCCAACCUCAAGUGCUUUGCCUUCUCUCCGCCAGGUGGGCUAUGCUCAAAGGAAUUUGCCCUGGCCACUCAGAGCUUUGUGAUGUCAGUUGUUGUGGGUGAUGAUCUUGUGCCUCGUCUGUCCAUGAAUUCCCUCCACGAUCUACGCUACAAGAUCAUGUGUGUCCUGAACACUUGCAGACAGCCUAAGUAUCGUGUGCUGGCCCAGGGAUGCUGGUACAUGCUCUUCGGCAUUUCCUCAUCAUCGCUGGAAUCGGUUAGUACUAUCGAGAGUCCAUCGCAAGAUCGUCCACUCCUUGCAAAUGCUGCAAAUGCCUAUACUUAUCAUUCACCCAAAAUCAUGCAGGAGAGCAUGGAGGAUGUGCGGGUGACCUUCUCCGACGACGACUCAAGAAGGUGUCAAGUGCCACGACACACAGAGACACCACUCUAUCUUCCGGGAAGAGUCCUCUACUGCAACCCAAGCUUGCCUGAGGAAGAAAGGCUCGAGGUUGUGAGCAGCGAGUGGGAAUACCGAUGGGGUGACAUAAACGAGUUCACGCAGCUGCUCAUCUCGCCUUUCAUGAUGCGGCACCAUUUGCCACAGGUGGUUCUUGCAGCCUUGGAGGAUGUAGCACAGCAGGUGGCAUCCCCAAGCUAACCAAACAUCCUGUGGUACUUUGAUUUUUAUGUUGGUUUUAAUGAGAUUGAAAAAAAUAUGGAACUAUGGAGUACAUGCAUUAUACUGUUGUAUCUCUCACUAUCUUGCUGUCCUCUCAUAUUCUCUCUGGUGGUGACAGUAUGAUGUGCUGUUUUUGUUCAUGAAAAUCAAUCAAGCUGAGUGCAUUGAGAGCUUCACCUGUAUUGUGAAAGGCUAUAUCUGGUGGACGAAUAUAAAAUAAUUUCCUCAUUCUUUUUUAAUUCUUGGGAAUGUAAAAGCAAAUUUGGACUUUCAAACACUGAAUACAGUGGCCUAACAUUCUGAAGAGAUUGUUCAGAACACUACAGAAUUGAAAUUUCAGUGUUUGGUCUAUGACAUAUCCACAUCUCAGUCACAGCUGUAUUUUGACAUCCAGAAAAACUACAGGUGUCUGAUUAACAAACCCUGCUUUACUUGUAUCACUCUUUUGUAACAAUGUUGCAUAUCGUAUAGUAGGGUAUACGUUAAUGACAAUCGAUUAAUGAACGAGUAGUUGGGGAAUAUGCUAGAUAUUCAUCUUCUUUGAGAUGAAAUGGGACUUUGCUCAUGUCUCUGAAAAGUAGAAGUGACAAUAAGAACAGUUUUUAGUGGUAGCAUAGAUUAUGAUAGGAUUUUUGCUGGCAACAGAUGAAUGUGUAAGAUAGCAUGGAAGUUUAUUAGAGUGAAUAGAGAGGAAUAGUUAUAUUUGUUUACCUUGUAUAUGAAAUAUUCAUAGAGAAGAGAAGGAAUUUAUAGCUUGUAACUUAGCCUGAUGGUUAGCUUCUGGCAUGCUACACAAGAACACUCAGACUUUACGGUAGCAGUGAACAAAUCCUAUUUGAAGUCCUUCCUUAAUGUAUUGUGAUAAAUAAUUAUAGUCACUGCCAUUGGCCAGGGGGUUAGAAGGUACCUCUGAGUGUGGAGGACAGGGGUUUAAUACCACAGGCUGAUGUUCCAGCCAGACUUCCAGAAGGCCACUGUCUAGUGUGAAUGAGGGACUUCUAGGGAUGACUUCACAUUGAGACAUACAGAAAUGCCCUAUCUUGCUGUGAAAAUCUCCCAGUCGAUCUCUAUUUAGAUUCAAAACAUGACCCUUGUCUGUUACCAUAUGACCCUUAUGGCUAAUAUUUAAGGGUUAUAAGGUAAAAGGGGAAGAAUUUGCUCACUUUGUUGUUAGUGGCACUUUUAAGACCAGAUAUGUGAGGGAUAAAGACUUUGCUGUCAUAAAUCAUCUCACUACACCAAAUACUCCAACCAAAUGCUGAAUACUUUCAUAUGCUCUCUUGUCAUAUUUGUUAAGAAUACAUUCUAAGUAUUAUUGGUUUGCUGUGUCACCACUGUUGCUUAAGAUAUAAACAAACUUGCUCUUUUCUCUCAAAGGGCAUGACCAUUGUUUACCUAAAGGGAGGGGACCAUGAUACUUUAUCAAACAUGAUCCUAUUUUAAUCCUAUGAUGCUAGUGCAUGUACCGUCCACUGUAGUUUUGUUUUAUUAAUUUAUUUAUUUGUACACAUAGGUGGCUCCACAAGCACUUAGACAUCAAAUAGUCAAAUACCAGGCAUGCCAAACUUUACCAAUUUAUGCUAUUCCAUGAUUUUUUAGGGAUUAAAAAAAUUAUGUUGCUAUUAUAAUUAUAAUGAAAUAGAUGAUAACAAGGAUUAUGAUGAUAAUUUUAAGUAAUAAUAAUAACAAACAACAACAACAAUGAUAACAGCAACAUAUACUAAACACCAUCAACAACAAUAAAAAAUAACAACCUUAGUAGUAAUACCAACAGUAAUAGGUCACAUAAGGCUUGUAAUUGCUUGUGAUAUCAUCUAUAUGUAAAAAGAAAAAAAAAUAAUUGUGGACAGUGCACACAUGUAACAGUGGGUUGAUAGAUUUUUAUGUAGAGUGAGUUGGUGUAGGUUAUUCAUGUGUCCCUCGCCCUUAAUUUGGUUUUCUCCCUCUUAAUUUUGAAUAUUUAUUUAUGUUUUUUUAUAAUUAUCUUAACAUUUGCUUAUAGAAUCUGUGGUGUAUAGUUUUACAGACAUAGACAUUUAUAUGCAGCCAAACAUACAGAAGCACAUGUAUGCUAUAACCAUAUAUGAAGCAAUACUAAUUUUUCUUAGGGGGAUAUAAUGAAAAAUCAUUAUUGGAAGAACUAUGUCUGUUUUUUAAUUUUAUUUUCCUUUUUGGUUUAUUUGAUGUGUUCGAUAGUGCUCCCUCCCUGCUAUUUUCUGAUGUUGAACUCUGUGUCAAAAGAGACUAUAUGAUUUCUUCUUUUUCUUUAAUUAUCAUUCUAAGAGGUUGAGAUAUAAUGAUGUGUGAUGAAACUGUCUUCCCCCCCUUUUCCUAAAUUUCCCAUUUUUCAUUUGCAUAUGUACAUGAUAUCCCUAUGCAAAUUAGUAUCAUCCCUCAGGGACACUUCAAAUAUGGUGAUCAUGACUUUAAUGCAUUUCUUUCCUGUAAUACAACUUUAUUUUUCGAUAAAUCUUUUGAAAUAUUGCUUUACACUUUCAGUGAAUACUCUAGCAGAUUCAGUUUCUUCUCUCUCUUUCUCUUUCUGUCUCUGUCUCUCUCUCUCUCUCUCUGUCUCUGUCUCUGUCUCUCUCCCUCUCCCUCUCCCUCUCUCCCUCCCUCCCACCUUUUACCUUGUUCUUUUUUAUUCUCUGUCUCUUUCCACAAGCACAACACAAGUUAGAGAAAUAAGGGGAAUGAUAGUACUUAUAUGUAAAGCAUACACUGUCAGGUCAUAACACACUUAUUUUUUGUAAAAUGUGGAGUGAGAAAAAACUUGUUAAUUUGUUAUCCAGUUUUUGUAGCUAUUGUAUUUAGCUAUUCUGAUGCCAUCUGCAAAAAGGUUGUCCUUUUAUGGCAAAGCAUGAAUAAAGCAUUCCAAUAAUUGUUUAUGAUUUUUGUUUUUUAUUUUUAUUUAUUUUUUCUUAGAACACAUGAAAGAAUUCAGAAGGAUAGUGUGUGUAAAAGUAAAGAAAAAAAAAGAGGAAAUUAAGUGAGAUUCAGAUAGUGAAAUUAAUUUUACCCAAUGCUAUGUGUAUUAUGCUUGAUGUCAUAAUACAUUGAUUAUUCAUCUAUUCUUGAGUAGUGUGUAUCAUUAAGAAUGAUAAUUAUAUGAAGUUAUCAAAGGAGAUUGUAUUGAUAAUUGAAUAACUGUAAGGAUUUUAUACAUAUAUAUGUUAAUAUUAUUUUGUUUUUGUUUUUUUACUCUAUUUAAUGACUUGUUAUAUUGUUGAAGUUGUUUCACCUAGAUUUGCUUUGCCUUCUGUUAAGGUUGUUUCUUUCACAGAACUGCCUAUGAUCCCUAAGCCACCUGAUACUACAUUGUUUCAUAGAUGGUCGGAUUCGGCUCUGCAGCGGUGUCCUAGCGAGUCAUGAAAUGCAUUAGUGUAGGUUGUAUAUCUUAAUUGGAUUAUGUGACACAAAAAUACCAGGGAAUGUGAUUGAAAGAAAGAAUAAACAGUUUAGGUUGAUUUAGCAAUCCUUAUUUGUCAUAGGAUAUGAAUAUAUUUGGACAGUGUUGCAUAUGAUGAAGAAAAUGAUAAAUGACAUACCUUUCGUGGAUACAUUUUUGGGAGAAGAAGAACUUAGGUGGAAAAGAUUAUUCGCUGACUAGCAUCAUAUAUGUAUAUUGUAAUCAUAGGAGUUAUAAUGGCUGUGUGUGGUAGUGUUUAUAUGUGUAUCUCAUAGUGAGAACUAAAACCACUGUUGCAUUUUUUUCUCAAUAGUGAAUGUAACAUACCUGGAUGCUGGUCAUCCUUGCACUUGAGUAAAUGUUAACAAUGUGACAUUAGGAGGAUUUCUUGAAAAAUGCUUGACUGUAUUUUUUUUGUAAGUGAAUGCUUUCUUUACUUAUUUUUAUCUGUUUAAAGAAAAAGGUGUUGGUGGUUACUCGGUUUAUUCAAAUUAAGUGUAGAGUUUUGGUUGAUUGUAAACCCACUCACAUUGGUUCAGGUUGAAGAUACUUCAGCUUUAAUUUUUAUUAGGGUAUUUAUUACUACAAGACAACCACUUCUAAUCCACUGUAAUCUGGUUUGUUUGCUGGCACUGAUAUUCAAUUUCUUGGGCCACUGUACUUUCAUAUCCUGAAUUAAUGUGUCUAAUGGAGUUAAAGUACCUACUGAACACAUUUCAAAAAUUCAGUAAAAUUAUCUACAAGGCAGUUGGGAAUUUGCAAUGAAAAAUGCUAAUUGCACUGUCUGUACUGCCAUUCCCUUCUGAGUCAUGAAAUAUUUUGCUUGCUCAUAAUGUUGACUUUGAAGUUAUACUUCAUCCAUUUUCAAGAAAGAAAAACAAGCAGCUCACCCCAAACUCUGGAGUAUCUGGUUCACCAAGUCUUUUUUAUUCUGGUUAGCUUAAUCUUAAUACUUGUUUAUAAAUUUUGUCAUUUUAAAACUCAUAGAUUAUUUUUAUUGUGUUAUUGAAAGUUGCUACCUGAACACCAUUUUUUUUUUUUUUUUUU